Molecule: messenger RNA, 641 nt
Organism: Eurytemora carolleeae
Lineage: Eukaryota; Metazoa; Arthropoda; Copepoda; Calanoida; Temoridae
Exons: 5
Coding region: 100-528 (142 amino acids)
Source: RefSeq, a predicted model, not a curated record
ACAUACCUACUUAGGUACUGGAAUGCUAGUGCUAGACCAUGCCAAAGAAACAGUAAACAAACUUGCCCAGACAGAUUCUCAACCUUCUUCACUUUUGACAUGGUCUGUCCUUUUCUGUUUUUAACAGCUGUAUUCUGUUUAACCUGUGGCCUACUCACAUGGGAUUGGAAAAAGAAAAGAAGAUUUUUCCCUCAUCAUUCGUCUAAUAGAAAUUCAGAAACUCAGCCAUCUUGUGUCAACAACCCAAUCAUCAAAAACCAAACCAAACCAAAGAAUAAAAAUGGCGCCAAACCCUUUUGGAGAAGAAAUCAAAAAUUUCUGAAGGCAGAGAAAAUAGAACCAAAGAAUAUAAGCAGUAUUGAACUAAAACCGAUCCAACGAAAUUCAGCUCCCGCCAGAUAUCUUCCAAGAUCUCCUCCUUCUCCUUGUAGACCUAAUUCUCCUCCUCCCUCUCCUCCUUCUGGCCUGGUUCAACUCAAAUUAAACUCAGGGCUUCAAGCCCCGCGUCAGCCGCCCCGUUUAGACUAAAAUCUAUAUCCAGCAGUGUGUCUAGUCCGACUAGAUUAAAAGGAAACGAGUAUUCUAGUCGAAACUUGUCAAAUCAAAAAAGUAAACAAUGGAGAACAGUGGAAACUGAAAAG